Molecule: messenger RNA, 3673 nt
Organism: Caenorhabditis angaria
Lineage: Eukaryota; Metazoa; Nematoda; Chromadorea; Rhabditida; Rhabditidae
Source: the annotation of a GenBank genome assembly
AUGGCCAGCUGCAUUUGUCGUUUCAUGAUUUCUGUUUUAUUCACUGUUCUCAAUUUAACCGUGGUUCAUCCAUAUCCAAGUCAUAUUGUAUUGAGUAAGUUCAAGAAACAUCAGGAAAAAUAAAUAUGAAUCAAUAUUUAAGGAUCAUUCGGAUACGACGAUGAGAUUUCAACAAUAUCACUCAAAUCAAUGGAAUAUACCGCUGAUUUGAUAAACAGUCGAGAUGAUAUUCCAUUUAAAAUUGAAUUCGAGCAUAAUAAAAUCGAAGAAGGUGCAGCGGUUUCAUGGAAUAUGGUCAGCUCAGUUUGUAAUACAUUGAAAGAAGGAGCAAUGACAUUAAUCAAUAGUGUUAAUGGAAAAGGUCGAGAAGGUAUUCGAGGUGUUUCAGAUGCAUUAGAAAUGCCUUUAAUAUCAUUAUCCUCUCCAACUAAUGAAUUGCCACAAUUCUCUAAUAUGUUAGUUUGUUCUUGUAGAAUUUUUUAAAAUAUUUUUAUUUGAAUUUCGUUCCAGAUUUGAAUUAUCAAUUCGUCCAUCGGUUACUGAAUUACUCGGUGAUUUUAUAAUUCAUAAAGGAUGGGAUGAGAUUCUGGUUAUGGUUGACACUCAAUUUUGUGAGUUUCAAUUUUCAAAUAUUUUCAAAACUCGAGACAACACUUUUAGCUGGACUUCAACUUCAGCCAAUUUGGAAGCAUCUUCGAUCCCGUACAAAUUCCUCAGUUCAAGCAUCGAUUUAUGAUUUACCAGCAGAUGAAGAUGAUUUUGAGCUAUUUUUAAGGCAGUUCAAUAUGAUGCGGAAUAAUGUGACGAAUCGUAUUAUAAUUGACAGCUCGUCGCCAAGUAGAAUUAAAAAGUUUUUGAUUGCAAUAAGAUCGGCUCAAUUUAAUCAAGCUAAUUAUCACUACGUUUUGGCUAAUUAUGUGAGUUUAAUUGCUUAUUAAAUAUUAAUUAUUUAAUUAAUUAAUGAUGAAUUCUUCAGGAUUUUCUGCCAUAUGAUCAAGAAAUGUUCCAAAAUGGUAAUAUAAAUAUAAGUGGAUUCAAUAUUAUAAAUAAAGAAAGUCGAGAAUAUUGGUCAUUGAAGAAACAUUUGAAAGAUACGAAACAACAAAAUGAAGAUAUUACAAUGGAAGCUGCAAUUGGACACGAUGCAAUACUUGUAAUAUGGCAUGGAUUUAUGAAAUGUUUACAAACAAAUGAUUCGUUGUUUCACGGAACAUUUAGACAUCGACGAUUUUUUAAUCGAGGAUUUCCUGGAAUUUAUUGUGAUCCACUUUCUGAUCGAACACAUUCGAAUCGACCAUUUUCGUCUUUUGAACAUGGAAAAGUUAUAAGCAGUGCUUUGAAGAAUGUGAGUCUCAAAAGUUUGAACGUUUCUGAAGUGAACAUUUCUGACAGAUUCAAAUUGGCGCACUUGAAGGAACACUAACUGGAAACAUCGAAUUCGAUCGACUAGGGAAUCGAAAAAAUUUCGAUGUUUCUGUGAUUGAUCUUGUCUCAAAUACCAAAGCAACGUUUAAUCGGAGAGAAGUUUUGGCUUGGCGGCAAGGUGUUGGAUUUUUCACAAAUCGAACCAUUGCACAGCAUUCAAGGAAAAUUCACAGCAGUCGAACGAAUGAGGAUGUUAUUGUUCUAACAAAUUUGGUGAGUUCUGGGGAAAUUUCUACAAAUUGAAAUAUAUUAAUUAAUUUCCAGGUUGCUCCAUUUGUGAUGCUGAAAGCUGAAUGUCCAGCUGGAACAAACAAAACCGAAUGUGAUGGAAAUAAUAAAUAUGAGGGAUAUUGUAUUGAUCUUCUUCGAUUAUUAUCCGAAAAAAUAGACGGGUUCAAUUAUUUGAUACGAAUUGGCACAAAAGCUGGUUCAAAACAACCAGAUGGAAGUUGGAAUGGGAUGAUUGGAGAUUUAUUAAAUGGAAAAGCACAUGCGGUUGUUGCAAGUUUAACAAUAAAUCAAGAAAGAGAACGAGUUGUUGAUUUUUCAAAACCAUUUAUGACAACUGGAAUAUCAAUUAUGAUUAAAAAACCAGACAAACAAGAAUUCUCUGUAUUUUCAUUUAUGCAACCGUUGAGCACUGAAAUUUGGAUGUAUAUUAUUUUUGCGUAUAUCGGUGUUUCUGUUGUUAUUUUCCUUGUCUCACGAUUUUCACCAUAUGAAUGGAGAGUUGAAGAAACAUCGAGAGGUGGAUUUACGAUUUCGAAUGAUUUUAGUGUUUAUAAUUGUUUAUGGUUCACAUUAGCUGCGUUUAUGCAACAAGGAACUGAUAUUCUUCCAAGGUACAUUUUUUUGGUAUUCAUAUUUCCCAACUUAAAUUGUUCUAUAGAUCAAUAUCUGGAAGAAUAGCAUCAUCCGCAUGGUGGUUCUUCACAAUGAUCAUUGUUUCGUCAUACACAGCUAAUCUUGCCGCUUUUUUGACUCUUGAAAAAAUGCAGGCACCAAUUGAAAGUGUCGAAGAUCUUGCAAAACAGACGAAAAUCAAAUAUGGAAUUCAAGGAGGAGGUUCGACUGCUUCGUUUUUCAAAUUUUCUUCGGUUCAAAUUUAUCAAAGAAUGUGGAGAUAUAUGGAAUCACAAGUUCCGACUGUUUUUACGAAUACUUAUGCAGAAGGUGAGGAAAAAACGAAAAAUCAGAUUUGGCUGACGAAAUCGGAAAUUUGGAGUCACUCCAAAAAAUCAGAUUAUGAUUUAGAUCUAAAAAUGAACACUAAAAUAACCAUUUGAAAACUUAACAUGAGCCUUAAAAUGAACCCAAAAACUUUUGGCGCGAAAAAUUGAUCUACAGUAAUCCGAAUUUAGAUGUUUGGUGCAAAACAUGGGCUUAUUUGGUGUCACUCCAAAAAUCUGAUUCUCAUUUUCACAAUUUCUUCCAGGAAUUGAAAGAGUGAGAAAUCAAAAAGGCCGCUAUGCUUUCCUUUUGGAAGCCACAGCAAAUGAAUACGAAAAUACUCGAAUCCCAUGUGAUACAAUGAAAGUUGGAGCAAAUCUAAACAGCAUAGGAUAUGGAAUCGCAACACCAUUCGGCUCCGAUUGGAAAGAUCAUAUAAAUCUCGCAAUUUUAGCAUUACAAGAACGAGGAGAACUCAAAAAACUGGAGAAUAAAUGGUGGUAUGAUAGAGGACAAUGUGAUCAAGGUAUUACUGUUGAUGGAUCAUCGGCAAGUUUGAAUUUAUCAAAAGUCGCCGGGAUAUUUUAUAUUUUAAUGGGUGGAAUGGUUGCAUCGAUGUUUGCCGCGUUGGGCGAAUUUUUAUAUCGAAGUCGAAUUGAAGCAAGGAAAUCGAAUUCGAGUUCACUCGUGGCGAAUUUUGCGGUUAGUGAAUGGGGAAUAUUCGAGUGGAGCAAGUGUGAACCGCAAGCUCCCGCGAAGCGGCAAAGUUAGACUAACUUUUUAGAUCUUCCAAAGUCCGCGAUCUAUUGAAUUUUAUUUCAGAAAAAUUUGAAAAGUGCAUUGUCUUCGCAACUACGAUUAUCGAUUGAAGGAGGAGCUGUAGCUCAACCUGGUUCACAAUCACACAAUGCAAUCAAAAGACAACAGGUAACUCUAACUUCUUGCAAAAAAAUCAAAAUUAUCUGACAUCUUCCAGGUUGCCGCAUUUCUCCCCGCCAACGAAAAAGAAGCCUUCAAUAAUAAUUCUGAACGUGUUCAACCACCUCCAGCAAGUACACUUUACAAUACAGCUGUAUGA